GUCCUUUCAAGAAGACUUUGAUUCUUCGCAUCUAUAAUUAAGUGCACCGCUGUCCUAGAGCCAUUGCGCUCGACCAAAAAAAACAUGGAGUUCUACCACACCCUGUGUCUUCUGUUUUCCCUUUCUGCACGAGUAUUGCUCGACCUCCCUUUCACAACAGCACAGUCAUGUCAUCCUGCCCAAAGCAAUGCCUUACUUCAGUUCAGCAAUUCUUUCACAGUCCAAACUGAUAUGUACCCGUACUGUGAUCCAAAGAUGACUAGAUGGGAGAACGGCCUGGACUGCUGCUUGUGGGACGGCGUCACCUGUGACAAUGUAACGGGUAAUGUUAUCGGCCUCGAUCUUUCAUUCAGCUGUCUUCAGGGCACCCUCUGUUCUGACAGCUCACUCUUUGCGCUUCGCCAUCUUCACAGCCUCAACCUUGGUGGUAACAAUUUCCUUGCCUCACCCAUUUUGCCCGAACUAAGUGUUUUUGCUGAACUGAGGGACCUCGAUCUCACUUACUCGAAUUUUUCAGGUCUAGUUCCUACCGAAAUUUCUUACCUUUCUAAACUUGUUUUACUUGAUCUCUCUAUGAACUUUAAUGGUGCAUAUGUGACACACGGUCUUAGGAUUGAAAAUACGGAUUUCAAAGUGCUUGUUCAGAAUUUGACAGAGUUGAGGGUACUCAAACUUGAUCUAGUAGACAUGUCCGCUGUUUCGCCUAGUUCCUUCGUGAAUCUGUCAUCCUCCUUGACCGUCUUCAGUGCGUCUAGCUGCCAUUUACAAGGGGAACUUCCGCCCAACAUUUUCCGCUUGCCAAACCUCCUUGAUCUCUAUUUGCAAUCCAAUGAUAUCAUGGUUUCUUUUCCGAAGUCCAACUGGAGCAAGUCUGUUGAAUCCUUAACCCUCUCGUAUACAAACAUCUCAGGCAAAAUACCUGAUUCAAUCAGUGAAUUGAAGAAUUUAAAAACUCUGGCUCUCAGUAACUGCAAAUUGAUAGGUUCGGUUCCCUCAUGCCUUGUGAAUUUAACAGAAUUGACCAGGUUGGACCUUUCAGGCAAUGAAUUAACAGGUCAUCCCCCGUCAUUCGUUGGAAAGCUUGAACAACUUGUCCAUUUAGACCUUUCUUCUAUUAAUUUUACUGGUGUUUUAGACAUCAGAGUCUUUUCAACACUGAAAAAUCUGCAAGUCCUUCGUCUUACAGUAGAGCUAAAUCUAGAUUCCAACAAUAUGAACUCCAUAUUUCCAGAGCUUGAGACUUUGGCAUUGUCUUCCUGCAACUUGACCCAGUUUCCACUUUUUCUGAAAUCUUCAAGAAAGCUAAGAGAGCUGGAUCUCUCCAAAAACAAGAUCAGCGGUCGGGUACCGAGAUGGUUUUGGAAUUUGGGGAAAGAUACACUAUCGAUUCUUGAUAUUUCUAGUAACCUUAUUGAGGGAGAUAUACCACGAUCUCCCUGGAAAGAGUUGGCGGAUGUCGAUCUUAGUGAUAACUUAUUCCAGGGACCGCUUCCAAUUCCACCACUCCCCAUAUUCUUCUUUUCGGCCAGCCAAAACAGCUUCAGUGGAGAGAUUCCAUCUUCCUUUUGCAAAUUAAGCUCCCUUAGUUAUCUACUCUUGGCUAAUAACAAUCUCUCUGGCUCUAUUCCUAAUUGUUUGGGAAACUUAACCGAGCUCUCUGAACUAGACUUGGGUGCAAAUAAGUUUGAAGGAAGAUUACCGCCGUCUUUGGAAAAUUGCACAUCAUUGUCGCAGCUAAACGUAAGUUACAACAAAAUCAAUGAUACUUUUCCGAGGUGGUUGCUAGAAGCACCCUCAUUGCAGGUCAUCGAUCUGCAGUUCAAUGAAUUCCAUGGCCAAAUCGAUCCUCCAACUGCUCCAUUUCUUCCCUCCACCCUUGGGAGUUUUUCCAUAGCUAACAAUAAAUUUGAAGGUCCUCUUCCAAUUCCACCACCCACCACUCAAUUCUAUUCCAUUGCAAACAACAAUUUUAGUGGAGAGAUUUCGCAUUUGAUAUGCAAUGCCACUGAGCUCGUAGUCCUUGACUUGUCCAAUAAUAGUUUGAUGGGCACCUUGCCAGAGUGUUUGAUGAGCUUUAGCAAAGAUCUCUCUGUGCUCAACCUUCGAAUGAAUAUGAUUCAGGGUGUGAUCCCUGGAAAAAUUGCUCGGGACAGCAAGUUAAGGACACUUGACUUCAGUCGGAAUCGAUUUGAAGGGACAUUGCCGCGAUCCUUACUUCAAUGUAAAAGUUUGGAAGUUUUGGAUCUCAGCAACAAUAGAAUGAAGGAUACGUUCCCUGAUUGGUUGGAAACUCUUCCCAAGCUACAAGUCCUUGUUUUGCGGUCCAACAAGCUCCAUGGCUUUGUGAGGAGUCCUAGAGCAGCUCGCCCAUUUCCUGAAUUGCGCAUUUUCGACCUGUCCAACAACAAUUUCAGCGGUCCGUUACCUGUUAGAUAUAUUAUGAAGCUCACUGCCAUAAUGAAUCGGGAAAAAGGGCAGGGAAAGCUGCAGUACAUGGGAGGCUAUGGUUAUCAAGAUUCAGUCAUGGUGACCAUGAAAGGACAGGAGAGACGUCUGGUGAAAAUUUUAACUAUAUUCACGAGUAUCGACUUAUCGAGCAACCAUUUUGUUGGGGAGCUUCCAAUGGAUAUUGGAAGCCUAAAGUCACUCAAAGGGCUAAACUUUUCUCACAACAAUCUAACAGGCUAUAUCCCUCCAUCUACUGGGAACUUGAUUGAUCUUGAAUGGCUAGACCUCUCUUCAAACAGGUUCACCGGAAGGAUUCCUCGAGAACUAGCGGAUUUGACAUCUCUUGGAUUCUUGAACCUCUCGGAGAAUCGGCUCAUCGGACCUAUUCCCCGGGGACCGCAAUUCAACACAUUCAAGAAUGACUCGUUCGUUGAGAAUCCUGGAUUAUGCGGAUUUCCAUUGCCAGAGACAUGCGAGAACGGUUCAUGGGAAACUCCACCGGAAACCAUCCAGCAGGAGAAUGCUACUGAGCAUGGAGGCUGGUUUGAGUGGAGAACCAUAUUGAUGGGUUAUGGGUGUGGAACUGUGGCUGGAAUCUCUCUAGGAUACAUCAUUAUCGAUUCUAGGAAACUCGAAAGGCUUGCGAGAUCGUUCGACAGGAAAGGCGCUAAAAUGAGAAGGAAGUCGAGGAGGAAUGCUCGGAGAUCUUACCAAAGAUGA
Molecule: messenger RNA, 3168 nt
Organism: Rhodamnia argentea
Lineage: Eukaryota; Viridiplantae; Streptophyta; Magnoliopsida; Myrtales; Myrtaceae
Product: receptor-like protein Cf-9 homolog
Exons: 1
Coding region: 85-3168 (1027 amino acids)
Molecular function (GO): protein binding
Source: RefSeq, a predicted model, not a curated record